AUGUCGACGAAGAGGAUCACGUUAAUAAGCAGCGAUGGCGUAUCUUUUGUGGUCAGAGAAGCGGUCGCACAUAAGUCACAGAAGAUAGCAGAUCUUGUUAAAGACGAUUGCACCAACAACAACAACAACAACGUAGUCGUCCCGCUUCCAAACGUGAAGGUCAGGAUCCUCGCGAUGGUAAUAGAGUAUUGCAACAAACACGUGGAAGGUGAUCCCGACGAAGAAGCAGUCAAGGAGUGGGACACUGAGUUCAUGAAGUUCAACGAUCAAAACAAACUCCACGAUCUCAUGAUGGCUGCGUAUGAUUUAAAGAUCGAAGGCUUGAUUCGUCUCACUUGCAAAACAGUCGCUGACAAGAUCCCAUACCAAACUGAAGAUGAGGUACGUGCAUUCUUCAAGAUGAAUGAUGAUUUGAAACCAGAGGAAAAAGAACAAAUUCGCAGGGAGAAUUCAUGGGCCUUUGAAUGA
Messenger RNA from Camelina sativa (false flax), 468 nucleotides. Lineage: Eukaryota; Viridiplantae; Streptophyta; Magnoliopsida; Brassicales; Brassicaceae. The record is from RefSeq and is a predicted model, not a curated record.